Pneumocystis jirovecii RU7 is the source of this 3873-nucleotide messenger RNA. RefSeq lists its product as uncharacterized. The record is from RefSeq and is a predicted model, not a curated record. Lineage: Eukaryota; Fungi; Ascomycota; Pneumocystomycetes; Pneumocystales; Pneumocystaceae. Gene Ontology annotation, biological process: endocytic recycling; intracellular protein transport; phospholipid translocation. Gene Ontology annotation, molecular function: ATP binding; ATPase-coupled intramembrane lipid carrier activity; magnesium ion binding. The transcript has 6 exons. The coding region runs from base 1 to 3873 and encodes 1290 amino acids. Gene Ontology annotation, cellular component: plasma membrane.
AUGAAUAAAAAAACUCUAUGUUCAAUUGAAAAUGAACAAGGUCAUUCAUUAGUAGAUUUAGAACGAUCUUCAUUAGAUUUACAACAGUUGUCAAUGGAUGUAGAAUCUAGCACAUUUGACCAUAUCAUAUCUGAAGACGCGGAAACGCGUGAACCCACAAUCACCGAUUUUAAUGAUACAUCCUAUUCAGAAUCAGAGAAUUGCAAUAAUAUACAGACAGAUGAACUGACAUUUACAAAAGAAUUUAACAAAUGUUUUUUUAGAUGCAUUAGUAUAGGACAAUUCAUCAAUCGUUCUAGAAAAGCAAAUCAAAAUAUUUCUAAUUCUGAACAAGUAAAUACAAAUUAUCCUACAGAAGAACCAUUACUUGAAAACUGUAAUAAGAAAAACAUAAAAAAGGAUGAAACACAUUCAAAAAAGCAUUCUAUAGCUUACCGUUUUGGUUUAUAUAGAAAAUUUUCAUCAUAUUUUCAAAAACAAUCUUUUCAAAAAAAAAAAUUAAAUUAUCGAAUCAUAUAUCUUAAUAAUCGUUUUAAAAAUGCACCAUUCAAUUAUUGUAACAAUUAUGUAUCCACAACAAAAUAUAAUAUUGCAACAUUUCUUCCAAAAUUUUUAUUCGAACAAUUUUCAAAAUAUGCGAAUCUUUUUUUUCUUUUUACAUCAUGUAUACAACAAAUACAUAAUAUUUCACCUACUAACCGCUGGACAACAAUUGGGCCUUUGAUAGUGGUUCUUCUUAUUUCAGCAUUUAAAGAACUUAUAGAAGAUUUUAAACGGCGUUCACAAGACAAAGAACUCAAUCAAUCAGAAGCAUAUACUUUCGAAAAAACAUCUUUUAUUAUUCGAAAAUGGGUUAAUAUUUGCGUCGGUGAUAUUGUUCGUGUUGAAUCCGGACAAAUAUUUCCUGCAGAUCUUGUUCUUAUCUCUUCUUCUGAACCAGAAGGUCUUUGCUAUAUCGAAACAUCCAACCUUGACGGAGAAACCAACUUAAAAAUUAAACAAUCUCUUCCAGAAACAUCAAGUUUUAUAUCACAUAGAAUACUUGCCCAACUAUCAGGAGAAAUACAUUCAGAACAUCCUAAUAAUAGUCUUUAUACAUAUGAAGCAACAAUUAUUCUCAACACUGAUGUAGGAAAAAGGGAACUUCCUUUAACUGCAGAUCAAUUACUUUUACGAGGUGCAUUUCUUCGGAAUACGUCGUGGAUAUAUGGUGUUGUUGUUUUUACAGGACAUGAAACAAAAUUAAUGAAGAAUACAACAUCUUCUCAUAUAAAACAAACAGCUAUAGAAAAAAUUGUUAAUAUUCAGAUUAUUUUCCUUUUCUGUAUGCUUAUUGUUCUCUCAUUAGCAUCUUCUAUUGGUUUAAUUAUCAAACAGCAUCUUCAUGAAAAAAAUUUAGGUUAUCUUUAUCUUGAAAAAAAAAACAAAGUAAAAACAUUUUUUUUAAAUAUUUUAACAUUCUGUGUUUUAUAUUCAAAUCUUGUUCCUAUCAGCCUUUUUGUAACAAUCGAACUUGUGAAAUAUGCACAGGCACAGCUUAUUAAUAAUGAUUUAGAUAUGUAUUAUGAACGUGAUGACAUUCCAACUAUUUGUAGAACUUCAAAUUUAGUUGAGGAACUAGGACAAGUGGAAUAUAUUUUCACUGACAAGACAGGCACUCUUACAUGCAAUCAAAUGGAAUUUUGUAAACUAUCAAUUGCAGGCAUAUCUUAUAUGGACAAUGCUGAUAAAAAACUAAUACUUAAUCCACAUCAAAAAUGUGAUAUUUUUGAUUUUAAGCAAUUAAAUAAAAAUCUUCAUUCACACAAAUCAAAAAACAUUAUUCAUAAUGCUCUUAUUUUACUUGCUACAUGUCAUACAGUUAUACCUGAAAAAAUUGAUGGGCAAGAUGAUAUCAUAUACCAAGCAGCAUCUCCAGAUGAAGGUGCAUUAGUCAAGGGAGCAGCAAAAUUAGGAUAUAUAUUUACAAAACGCCGUCCUAGAUCUGUUUUUGUAUCUAUUCAAGGAGAAGAACAUGAAUUUAGAGUUUUAAAUAUUUGUGAAUUCAAUUCAUCUAGAAAGAGAAUGUCGGUAAUCCUUCUUUGUCCAGAUGGUAAAAUUAGACUUUAUUGUAAAGGCGCAGAUACAGUGAUUUUAGAAAGAUUAUCAAAAAACAGUCUUUAUAGUGAAAAAACAUUACAACAUUUAGAAGACUAUGCUAUAAGCGGACUUAGAACAUUAUGUUUAGCUAUGAGGGAAAUUUCUGAAAAAGAAUAUCAGGAAUGGUCCAUUAUGUAUGAUGAAGCUUCAACAUCUAUCAACAAUCGUACUGCUCAAUUAGAUAAAGUAUCUGAAUUAAUAGAAAAAGAGCUUUUUCUUCUAGGAGCUACUGCUAUUGAAGAUAAACUUCAAGACGGAGUACCUGAAACUAUUCAUACACUUCAAUUAGCUGGAAUUAAAGUCUGGGUUCUUACAGGUGAUCACAAAGAAACUGCUAUAAAUGUUGGAAUAAGCUGUAAACUUAUUACUGAAGACAUGAAUAUCAUUAUUAUAAAUGGAGAAACAAAAAAAAAAAUCUCAGAUUAUAUAACCAAAAAACUAAAAUAUGUCAAAAAUAAAACUAAAAUUGAAACAGAAACAUUGGCUUUAAUAAUUGAUGGAUAUUCAUUAGCGUAUGCACUAGAAAAGGAUAUUGAAAAAAAAUUCAUUAAUCUUGCUGUGUUAUGUAGAACAGUAAUAUGCUGUAGAGCAUCCCCUUUGCAAAAAGCUUUAGUUGUAACUCUUAUUAAAAAACAUCUAAAAGCAACACUUUUAGCUAUCGGGGAUGGCUCAAAUGACAUAUCAAUGAUACAAGCUGCAAAUGUAGGUAUUGGUAUAAGUGGUACAGAAGGAUUACAAGCUGCUCGAAGUGCUGAUAUUGCAAUUGGACAAUUUCGAUAUUUAAAAAAACUAUUAUUAGUUCAUGGAGCAUGGAGUUAUCAACGAUUAAGUAAAUUAAUUCUCUACUCUUUUUAUAAAAAUAUUUCUCUUCAUAUGACACAGUUUUGGUAUGCAUUUAAUAAUGGAUUUUCCGGUCAAGUUAUAUUUGAAUCAUGGACUAUAUCUUUUUAUAAUGUAUUUUUUACUUUUCUUCCACCAAUAGCAAUAGGUGUGUUUGAUCAAUUUUUAAGCGCAAGACUAUUAAAUAGAUACCCACAACUUUAUAAACUUGGCCAGUUUAAAACUUUUUUUAAUGUAAAAAGUUUUUGGUCAUGGAUAGCAAAUGGUUUUUAUCACUCACUUAUUCUUUAUUUUACAUCAAAGUACAUAUUUAAAAAUGAUUUACCGCAAGCAGAUGGAAAAAUUGGAGGUCAUUGGGUUUGGGGAACAACCCUUUAUGCUACUGUUCUUGCUACAGUAUUAGGAAAAGCAGCAUUAAUUAUAAAUUCAUGGACAACAUAUACUAUUUUAGCGAUACCUGGAUCAUUUAUUAUAUGGUUAACAUUUUUGCCUAUAUACACUAUUAUUGCACCAAAACUCGGGAUUUCUGUGGAAUAUUAUGGAAUUAAUUCACGCUUAUAUACAUCACUAGUAUUUUGGGCUACUAUUUUAAUCCUUCCAACAUUAUGCCUAUUACGAGAUUUUGCAUGGAAAUACUAUAAACGAAGUUAUUAUCCACAAGCUUAUCACCGUAUCCAAGAAAUUCAAAAACUUAGCACUACAGAAUAUAAAUCAAAAACGGAACUGUUUCAAAAAACAGUUAGGAAAGUAAGAAAUAUCCAGAGAAUAAGCAAACUACAAAGGGGAUAUGCUUUUAGUCAAGGAGAUAGUGGCCAGACAAAACUUAUACGUGCAUAUGAUACUACCCGAGAACGGGGAAAAUACGAAGUCGAAUAUCAUCAAACUCCAGAAUAA